Macrosiphum euphorbiae (potato aphid) is the source of this 795-nucleotide messenger RNA. Lineage: Eukaryota; Metazoa; Arthropoda; Insecta; Hemiptera; Aphididae. The record is from the annotation of a GenBank genome assembly.
AUGUCUAACGAUUUUGUUACAUUUAACAUUCGCUAUAAAAAAGCAUUAUUUGAACUUAAAAUAAAAACUCCUGGAGACGUAUCUGGAUUUAUUGAAAAACUGAAAAAUGAAUUAAAAUUAGAGGAAACAGACGAAUUAGUGAUAUUAUGUCCAACACCUGACGGAAAGAUGAUGGAAAUCCAUUCAGAUGAUGACAUUGAAUUUUUAAAGAAAACAAAACUUGCCUAUAAUGCUGUAACCAAAGAAAUUUAUUGCAAUGUAGAACUUGUGGUAACCGUAAUUCAUGAACUGCCAGAUGACACAAAAGCUCAAUUUGUGAUGUUAUCAAAUAAAAUUGACAAAUUAGCAUCUAAAAUUGAUGGACUAUCAGAUGACUUUACCAAAAAAAUGUAUGAAAAUAAAACCAGUACUUUUUCAAGUAUUAGGUCGAUUAUGGCUGAACACUUAGACAUAGUUUCUGGAAACAAAUCCAAGAAUAAUACCUUAGGCGAAGAAGACCUAGACAUAAAGCCCAACCUUGGUCUGCGCCAGAAAAAAAUCAAGAAGGACAAGGAAAAGUUGUCCUCGACUGCUGGAACUAAUGAUAACUUAUCAACCAUUUCUGAAAACUUGAUGAAUUUGAAAUUGGAUGCACAACCAACAGCUUCAGGUCUCAUAUCCAAAGAUAUUGAUGUUUUAUUAGAGAUGUUAGUAGCAGAUGGAUAUACUAACACUAUACAGAAUAUUAUAGUAUUGAAAAGAUUUGAUAACAAUUAUGAAAAAGCCAAAAAUUAUUUAAAGUCAACCGCUACAUAA